Messenger RNA from Labrus bergylta (ballan wrasse), 1631 nucleotides. Its product is annotated as pre-B-cell leukemia transcription factor 1. Gene Ontology annotation, cellular component: nucleus. Gene Ontology annotation, molecular function: DNA-binding transcription factor activity, RNA polymerase II-specific; RNA polymerase II cis-regulatory region sequence-specific DNA binding. The record is from RefSeq and is a predicted model, not a curated record. Gene Ontology annotation, biological process: neuron development; embryonic organ development; brain development. Lineage: Eukaryota; Metazoa; Chordata; Actinopteri; Labriformes; Labridae.
GAAGUGGCCUCCUCUUCUGCGGGGUAACUUGACGCGGAGCCUCGGCGGUGUUUUUCUGGGAGGAGCGGGGCAGCAGGCGAAGAGCUGAGUGGGCAAAGAAAACAGCAAUAAGCAACAACUAAUGGUCCAAAGCGGGCAUUGUGAGACCUGGACGUUACCACAUCGAUGAAGUUAAGCGGGACUAUCACGUCCUGCACCGUGUUUCAGAGGACCCGUCGGGUCCAGACUUUCAGAGACCGAGCAGGCGGACCGGACUCGUGAAGAAAGGGGGAGCAGGCGGCGGACACGGCGACAUCAAAGGACUCCCAGCUCAAGACGAGAGGGGGAAGCUGCUCUGUUCUCAGACCUCAGACCUGCUGUAUGCUUUCAUUCUGGGAAACUUUUCAACCUCUCACUAAGUUGGACAAAGAGCCCCGUCUGUAGUCUCCCCCCCCCCCUCCUCUGGAUCAUUGGGAGUAUACAUGGAGAACCAGGCCCGCAUGAUGCUGGGUCAUAUCGGACUAAGUGGACUGUCUGAGGAGGAUGUGGGGGAUCCUGACAACAUCAGGAAACAUCACAGCCUAGGUCAGCCGCAGCAGGACAUCGGUGACAUACUCCAGCAGAUCAUGACCAUCACAGACGAGAGUCUGGACGAGGCCCAGGCCAGGAAACACGCUUUAAACUGCCACAGAAUGAAGCCGGCCCUCUUCAGCGUCCUGUGUGAGAUGAAGGAGAAGAUGGCUCUGGGUAUCCGAGGGAUCCAGGAGGAGGACGGUCCUGACCCUCAGAUAUUGAGGCUCGACAACAUGCUGUUAGCCGAGGGUGUCGCUGGCUUGGAGAAGGGUGGGGCGUCUGCAGCAGCGGCAGCGGUUGCCGUUGCAGCCGGAGCGUCGCCCAGCGAUGGGAGCUUACAGCACAGCGAGUACAGAGAGAAGCUGGCUCAGAUACGACAGAUGUAUCACGCCGAGCUGGAGAAAUACGAACAGGCGUGCAAUGAAUUCACAGACCACGUGAUGAACCUGCUGAGGGAGCAGUCCCGUACGCGGCCGGUCUCUCCCAAAGAGAUCGAGCGGAUGGUGGGAAUCAUCCACCGCAAGUUUAACACCAUCCAGAUGCAGCUGAAGCAGAGCACGUGUGAGGCCGUCAUGAUCCUGCGCUCACGCUUCCUGGACGCCAGGCGGAAACGGAGAAACUUCAGCAAGCAGGCGGCAGAGAUCCUCAAUGAAUACUUUUACUCCCAUCUGGCGAACCCGUACCCGAGCGAGGAGGCCAAGGAGGAGCUUGCCAAGAAGUGUUCCAUCACCGUGUCUCAGGUUGCCAACUGGUUUGGAAAUAAGCGGAUUCGCUAUAAGAAGAACGUUUCAAAGCUCCAGGAGGAAGCCAACAUGUACGCCAUGAAGACGGCGGCAAGCGCGUCCUCACAGGCCAGCCAAGGCAACUCUCCAGCCACGCCAAACUCAGGAGGAUACCCGGCUCCAUGUUUCUCUCCUGAAGGGAGGUUGUGAGGAUUAACCUGCAGGACGUCUCCUCAGAGUCACAUGACCCUGAGGGACAGAGGGACAACAGCACCCACCCUCCCCCCCCAACACCGGCCAGCGAGCACUACUUCACCUCCAGCCGCCGCCACCGCCCCCCUGCAGGAUGACCUCCAG